Ipomoea triloba (trilobed morning glory) is the source of this 791-nucleotide messenger RNA. RefSeq lists its product as uncharacterized. The transcript has 2 exons. The coding region runs from base 81 to 533 and encodes 150 amino acids. The record is from RefSeq and is a predicted model, not a curated record. Lineage: Eukaryota; Viridiplantae; Streptophyta; Magnoliopsida; Solanales; Convolvulaceae.
AUGUAGUUAUAUAAGAAGAAGAAGCUAAGAGGUAGUGUCAUGUUGAAAGCUAAGCUAGAAAUUGAAUGAAUUAAAGAUAGAUGGAUAUGAAAGAAGUGAUGUUGUGUUGCUUCAUGCUCUUCCUCUAUUCAUGCACUUCUGCAACCUCUUCUCUAAAUAGCAUAUCCUGUUCUGCUUCAGUUGAUAUGCAGGCAAGGAUGGAAAACAAAGUAGGAAGUGAAGGCCAAGCCAACAACAAUAAUUACAACAGUACAAUUAGAAGAAGCAUAGGAGAGGAGAUGAAGAAUGGGCAUGGAGGAGUGGGUGGCGGCCAAGGUGGCUCGGCCGGCGGCUACGGCGGAGAUAAUGGGUCACACCAGCCGGGGUCUUCAAACGUUAUACCCAUCUACGCCGCCAAUUCCCACCACAAUCCCCAUCACGGAAAAGGAUCAGCCUCCACCAUCACCAAACUAUGCCCAUGGGUUCAAGCUCUAUUUGCAACUCUUUUGCUACUGUUUCUUGGAUCCGGGUUUAGCCCAGUUGUCCGAAUUUGAAUUUUCACACUGUUUCCUUUUGUUAAUGUAGCCCUUUGAUUGUAUGGCAAUUAGCAAUAAUACACAGGGUGUAUGAAUGUAUAAUGGAUCUAGGUAUAUGAAUGUAUAAUGGAUCUGGGUACAUUUGGAAGAACAAUUAAAGUAACGUAGCAGUGGAGCGGCUUAUCAGGACAUUUGAGUCAAAGUAUGAAUAUUUAGAGUUUAUUAACGAAAUAGUCCGUCGACUAUUGCGAAAUUACCAAUUUAGUCCUCGACAAU